Molecule: messenger RNA, 3552 nt
Organism: Triplophysa rosa
Lineage: Eukaryota; Metazoa; Chordata; Actinopteri; Cypriniformes; Nemacheilidae
Gene: sgcg
Product: sarcoglycan, gamma
Exons: 8
Coding region: 1636-2640 (334 amino acids)
Biological process (GO): heart contraction; cardiac muscle tissue development
Cellular component (GO): sarcolemma; sarcoglycan complex
Source: RefSeq, a predicted model, not a curated record
AUGUAGCUACUUAACUUGGUAUUGAAUAACGAAUAUCAUGUGGUAUUUGUAGUUUUUCUCAGCGCUUCUGAAGAUGGACCAAUUACUGUCGCGUGCGAUACUAUGAGGACUUUUUAAUCAUUGUUAAACUUAUGUUUAUGUUGUAGCAUAAUGGUUGUAUGUUGUACUUGUCAAUAUUUGCAGUUAAUAGCAUGAAGAUAAUGCACAACAUCCUAUGCGCAGUUAUAUGAACUAGCAUUAACCAAUGAAGCGUUAAGUAUAGGCUAUAACGCAAAAAAACGCCCUUACUAAAAGUUACUGUAAAGUUCUCAGAUAGGCCUAUUGUUUGGAAUUUUACAUUGGUUCUCAUUUGAUGUAUGUUUCUUUUAAAACAACAUCAUGUUGGUAAAUACUCUGAUAUAAGAUUAUCUGGAGGAUUUAAGACUACGGUUAAAAAGGCAGCAUGGUAUUACAUUUUAUUUAUCACAUAAUACAAUACAGUAAAUGAACAGCUUGUGCCACACACAUAUUGAUGCACAUGAAACCUUAAGUCAUUAUUAUGUGUUGUGUUUUGUUGUGAUUGUGUUGAGUAUAUUUAUUUAGUAGCUCACUUGUGUAUUCAUACAGUGAUUGGCAGCUUUUCCCCUUGUUUUAAAAUGAGCAGAAUUUUCCAUUAAUGGAGGCACAUACAGUUUUUUUAUUAUACAGCAUAUUGUAUUUGUAUCUCAGACUGCUGUUAACUGUGAAUGGAUGAGAGACAAAACCUGGCAUUGUCUUUGCUGGCACAGGGAAAAGUCAGAGGUCAGACAUUGAUGGAUGUGGUCAGCUGUCUGUUUUAUCACUGCAGCCCCUGCCUAAACAGACAAAGAACCAGAACGUUCACUGAAAACGUUGAUAAAUCUGCAGUUCGUCAUGUUACACAAAAUUUGAAAUACAGUGGGUAAAGCACAGAUAUAAAAUUGAACACAGAAAAUGCAAUCUUAUAAUAAUGUGAUUUUUGCUUUUUAAAUGUAUAAUAUUACCACAAUAAACUAUAUAAUAAUAAUUAUAGUAUUUAAAACAAUAGGUGUUAUGGGGUAUUGCUAGGGCAUUAAGCCAGUUUUGACGUCAGUUUUCUUCCAAUAUGGAAUCUAGUCCACUGCUUUCUGUGUUUAUUUGUUUUAUAACCAUACUUAUAAAUCUUUUUAACUUACUGUUUAAACUAUGUAAAAAUAACAACACAAACCUCUGUGUCUAACAAACAUCCCAAAGCCACGCCUCCUGGAACAGACACAUUCAUACUUCAUCCUGUUUUAGAAUGACCCGUCUUUAUAAAGUGCUCGCUGUCAUACAGAACAUCAGAUACUCAAUAAUUCAAGGCACCAACACUCACACGCUUAUCAAGUGAGUCACAUGCUUUCAUGACAAACAAAUGCAGAAAACGCCACCCAACCCUGUCCAAUUUUCAGUCAUUUUUUCCUUCUUCCCCUCCCUCAACCCGUCCCUCAGAGAGAAACAAAACAACCAGCUACUGCUGUUCAUGUGUCUGGCUCUGAAGUCUUGGAUUUGUGUAAUGCUAUCGAGAGGUAUUGAAAACAGCGUGUGGUAUGUGAUAUACAGCGAGGAAGUUAGGGGGUGACCAUGGAGUUUAGUUGAAACUGAUCCAGAAUCAGAUUUAUGGAGGCAGCUGUUGAGGCUUUGACAGACAGGCGGGUCGGAGAACCAGCAUUGCUGCGUAACAGAAGCAGAUCUGAGCCACUGCUGCCUGCAGACGAGUGUGUCACAUCACACUUCAACAGCAGGAUGGUCCGUGAACAAUAUAUCACCACCACAGAGGAGUCUGGGCUCCUGGCUCCGGUCAAUGAGUACAUCUACAUGAUCGGGAUCUAUGGCUGGCGAAAGCGCUGCCUCUAUCUGUUUAUUCUCAUUCUCCUCAUCAUCAUGGUAGUGAACCUUGCUCUUAUGAUCUGGAUCCUGCGAGUUAUGUGGUUCAAUUCGGAAGGCAUGGGAUACCUGCAGGUCAAAGAAGAUGGACUCAGACUGGAGGGAGAAUCGGAGUUUCUCUUUCCUCUCUAUGCCCAGGAAAUCGAUUCCAGAGAGGAUUCAGCUCUUUUGGUGCACUCUUCUGAGAACGUCACUCUCAAUGCUCGCAACGAAAAUGGUGAUGUAACAGGGAGUGUGUCUGUAGGUCCAGGUCAGGCCAGCGUCUUCGGCCAACACUUUAACAUCACCUCGAAUCAUGAUGUAAAUUUAUUUUAUGCUGAUAGAAAUGGAGCUGUUGUGGGAAAGGGAAGACUCCGUGUAACAGGUGCAGAAGGGGCGCUGUUUGAGCAGUCUGUUAGGACUCCUCUGGUCAAAGCAGUACUUAAUAAAGAGUUAAGACUGGAGUCUCCAACACGGUCUCUCAGCAUGGAUGCACCCAGAGGUGUUCAUGUCAAAGCCUUGGCCGGUAAUGUUGAUGUGGCAGCACAUUUUGAUAUUGUGUUACAUUCAUCUGCAGGCCUGCUGGUUCUGGAUGCUCAAUCUGUCCGUCUGCCCACGUUACCUGUGGGUGAAGCCAGAACUUCAGGCGAGUCUCAGGGAAUGUAUAACAUGUUCGAGGUGUGCGUUUGCCCCAGUGGAAAGCUCUUUCUCUCUAGAGCGGGAGUCUCCUCUACAUGUAGUGAACAUCAGGACUGCUGAAUGUGUGUCUGGCCAAAACAUCUAAAGAACCAAGUCAGCCAUAGUUUCAGGAGAUGUUGUGCGAUAUCUUACUGGAAACAGUGUUUCUGGGCAAGGUAGAAAACUCCACAAUUCAACACAGUGUACACUCUGUUGUUUAUACGGUAUAUGGAACAAAGUGAUUUUAUAGUAGAGUUCUUUUAAUAGGCUGGGCAGUAAAGGGGCUGGUCACCAGCUUACAUCCUAUGCAAUAUAAUUUUAAGGUGCAAUAAAAGUGUUUAAUAUAUAGGCUAGUUGUUGUUAAAGAAACACAAAAGUCAUUGUCAUUUGUUUGUCAAAGAUGACAACUGCUAUGUGUUAGUGCCAAAACCAAAGGUGUAUUUGAGUAACCAUGUUCUGCAUAAUGAAUUGGAGAAACAUACAUGACCAUUUUGUAAAUGACUGAAUUUAUAAAAGUUCUGUUAUGCGCUUUUGAAAUUUUAAAUAUGCAUAAUGAUCUCUACAUUUGGCAUCUUUUAACUUUAAUACCACGCAAUCUUCAUAUUUCAUACUUCAUAUUUGAAGAGGAGUACAUACAUGCUGUUUCUUUAAAAGCUCUUCAGUAAAUGAAGAAGUUAUAAUUUAAAUACCAAGCAUGCAUGAUAUAAAGUAUAUUUUGUUUUCCAUAUCCUAACUAAAAUGCUUCAAUGUUUUAAGAGCCAACGGAAAUAAUCACUACAUUUAACACAAUCAUUUGUGUAUUCAAUAAAUGGUUAAAAAAAUGUUUUAUUUCUGUAAAAUCUGGAGGACCGGCUAAUUCACAACAAACUUGUUUGUUUGCUUUGUUAGAUCUUUGUUAAGUUGGGAACUAGUCUUCAAGAUGUUGAUGUUUGUUGAAUCAGUUCGCCAUUAUAGCAUUAUUUCACCUCUGUACCUAAACCAUUCAGCAUUCAC